UAUAGGGCAUCUUCGAAGAAUUUAAGGUUGUAAAUUGUAAUUAAGUCGUAACAAUAAAGAACGCACCUAAAUCUUCCCAAAGCAGCCACUAGAAAUUCAGACCCGCGAUUUUGAGGAGCCUACAUUGUAAAACCUGCUUCUUACUUCUUCGAUCCAUUUUCAAACGGGUACAAAUAUCUCUCACAAUUGUGAAGAAAAGUUUUUGUCAAAGUUGAUGUAGUGUCCUGCACUACUCGCUACUUCCCAGGUAUUAACUGUGGUUGUACAAUUGUUUUGGGGAAAAAAGCGGUUUUGUAUUGUAGGAGAUAAAGGAAAAUCUUUGUUUUGCAAAUGGCUGCUUCUCCAAAAGUUCUUACCGUUGAGAAUAAUACUCAAAAUGAAGAGUGGACAAUUGUUUUACCCCGUAAGGGUAGACAUAGAAGGAAUUCCCAAAAAAUAAAACCAGGGAAAGGACAACAUCAAGAACGACAGCCGUGGGUUCCAACCGAUCUUGAAUUUGAUCCUGAGAGGCAAUCAAAGCUAAUGCAUAAGAUACAAAUCUGUAUGAAGAGAAUUGAAAACUCUCCAUUUUUUUCGACUUUCUUGGAUCAAAUGCAAAAUCCAGAAGUCUUGAAUCACUUUCACAGGGUUUUGGGAUCUGAGUUGAAACUGCAGAUGGUGAUAUAUGGUAUUGGAAGCAUCGAGUCUCAUGAAGCUCCUCGACUUCAGCUUAGCCUUGCAGUUAUGAUGAAAAGAAAGUUUAGUUGGAUUGGGGAUAUAGAGGUUUUUGAUCCGGUUCUAUCUGCGACUGAGUCUCGGGUUUUAGAAGCCCUUGGCUGUUCCGUUCUGUCUGUAAAUGAGCAAGGUCGGCGACAAACUUUGAAGCCGACACUUUUCUUCAUGCCACAUUGUGAAGCAGAGUUAUACAAUAAUCUUUUACAGGCGAAUUGGGAAGUUGAGUCAUUGAAUCGGGUGGCAUUGUUUGGGAAUAGCUUUGAGGCUUAUGAGCAGCAUGUGUCAUUUAAGUACUAUGAUCAGGAAGUAUCAUUUAUGGACUCUUCUGUUGUUGAGUCAGUCACACACAUCUUAGCUGCUCGAAGAUUCACAGAUGAACUCAGAAUCAAGACAGUUUCAGAUGAUUAUUUUGCAGCUUUUCAUGAUUCAAGUUGGCAUUUUUUCAAGCCUGCUUGUGAGAACGAGCUGCAGUUGAAUUGAUCGAUGAUUGUUGUUUUGGAAUUGACUAAAACAUAUCAUUUGUUUGGAAAAUUUUCCUGGUCUGAUUUAUAACUACUAGCAGGAGUUAUUUCAUUAGAAAGCUUCAUCUCUGACGUUAUUUCCACAAAUUUGACAGAAAUUACAUACUUUAAAUUUGAAUUGAUGAUAUGUAACAUCUCAAUCCUGUUUAAUUUUGAAAACUCUGCAUCAAAUUUG
This is a messenger RNA of Durio zibethinus, 1410 nucleotides long. Its product is annotated as protein SENSITIVITY TO RED LIGHT REDUCED 1-like. The record is from RefSeq and is a predicted model, not a curated record. NCBI's taxonomy places the organism in Eukaryota, Viridiplantae, Streptophyta, Magnoliopsida, Malvales, Malvaceae. Gene Ontology annotation, cellular component: nucleus; cytoplasm.